This is a messenger RNA of Phycomyces blakesleeanus NRRL 1555(-), 591 nucleotides long. RefSeq lists its product as hypothetical. Lineage: Eukaryota; Fungi; Mucoromycota; Mucoromycetes; Mucorales; Phycomycetaceae. The transcript is spliced from 5 exons. The record is from RefSeq and is a predicted model, not a curated record. Bases 1 to 591 code for a protein of 196 amino acids.
AUGCAACAAAGCAUUAUUGAGCAGAGUUCUCUUGAGCACAUUGCCAAGUCUGUAAAAAGAGCCCAGCUCACAGAGUACCCUGAUCAGCUCGGAAAAAACGAAGCACAAAAAUACAAUCUGUUGCUUCAGAUUCUUUACGAACAGGACUGGAAGGCACGCUGCAAAGAAGUUUCACAAGGGCAGCCUUUGCCCCCAUCAGUCCCUCUUUCAGACUAUGAUUUGAUAGUAAAAAGACUGUAUCUCAAAACAUUAGACCAUAUGGUAAAGCAUGAUAUCAUUGACAAAGGCUAUCCUGUGGCCUCAAAAGAAUGGAAGAAUAUCCCAGAGAAAAACAGGGAAUAUUAUAUGAUACAUUUGGAGAGGUUGGCAAAGAAUGGUGGAUUGCACAUCCACCAAUGUAAAAGAAUGUGGUGUGCAAGAAGCCUUCUUCGGGAAAGCUUCAAGAGCGACAACCAGAUGCACAAGAGAAGAAUGGCAGAGAAGAACAAAAUAAAAACUGGUGAUGUUGAGUCGCCCAUAAUGGCAGAUGUGCUGUCUUCUCCACUCACAGCAAGUGUCGAGCCUGCUCACAAAAGAAGCCAAAGAUCAUAG